Molecule: messenger RNA, 579 nt
Organism: Nipponia nippon (crested ibis)
Lineage: Eukaryota; Metazoa; Chordata; Aves; Pelecaniformes; Threskiornithidae
Source: RefSeq, a predicted model, not a curated record
AUGUGGGGCCUGCUGUUCUGUGGGGGCUGGCUGGGCGCCCCUGGCUAUGCCACGGGCGGCUGCUGGCACCAGUGCUGCGCGGGCAGGAACAACAGCUGCUGGGCCCCAGGCGCCCACCAGGCUCGCUGCUACUGCGACUCAUACUGCGAGAGGACGGGCGACUGCUGCGAGGACUACCACGCCGCAUGCCGCCGCGCCGCAGUGGGCUGCGCAGUGGGGCCCUGGGGACCAUGGAGCAGGUGCAGCUCCCCGUGCGGGGUUGGCAGCAAGGCCCGCAGCCGCCAGGUCACCACCCCACCCCGGCACGGAGGGGAGCCCUGUCCCGACCUCAAGCAGCGCCGUGGCUGCCUAGGGGAGCACCCGACCUGCGGGACAGCCAAAGAGGUGGCCAAGAUAUUACCUGACUCCUUCAACCGGGACUUCAGGGAUCCCUGGCGAAGAGCUGGACUGCUGCUGCCGGAGGAGCCAUCUGGGACAUUUUGGGUGGCUGCCUCCGUGGCAGGGGGCCAGGGCUCAUGGGUGCAGGAGGAGCUGCAGGAGGGUUGUGUCUGCCCCCCACCGGCUCUCAUCUUUGUGUAG